This is a messenger RNA of Diabrotica balteata, 4392 nucleotides long. The record is from the annotation of a GenBank genome assembly. NCBI's taxonomy places the organism in Eukaryota, Metazoa, Arthropoda, Insecta, Coleoptera, Chrysomelidae.
UUUCGAAGUUCUUAUUCUCUAAGCUCGUACGAUUCUCCGCUACUGCCGUGAUCUUGACAUUGUAUUUUCAGGACGAAGAAGUGCGGUGUGCUCGCAGUGUGUUGUGUUUAACCAGUGAGUUCAACGGCUGCUAAGGACAGACGCCUUUUCACAGGAGGUCUUUGAUUUUAGAUUGAAAGAUGCACAAUUCCAAUAUAUUAGUGAUAUGCCUUGUUCUAGUCUUAAUAAAUUCAUAUGGAGCCCUAGCUCGAAUAGCCUUCGAAAAACUCACAGACUUCGACUACCGAGGCAACACUUACUAUACAGUCAAAAACCUUAGCCUCUACGAAUGCCAGGGAUGGUGUCGAGAAGAGCCUGACUGCCAAGCAGCAGCAUUUAGCUUUGUUUUGAACCCAUUGAUACCCAUCCAAGAAACGCUGUGCCAACUUCAAAACGAAACCUCAUCGAACAAUCCUUCUGCUACGCCACAAAGAGCAGCCAACAUGUAUUACAUGACAAAGCUGCAGCUGAGAUCGGAGAAUAUUUGCCUUAGACCUUGGGCUUUUGAAAGAGUGCCAAACAAGAUGAUCAGGGGAUUGGAUAACGCUUUGAUAUAUACGUCUACGAAAGAGGCCUGUCUUGCAGCUUGUCUAAAUGAGCACCGUUUCACCUGCCGAUCAGCCGAAUACAACUACGUCACCCUCCAGUGUCAACUUAGCGACACGGACCGCCGAACCUCAGGCCAAUUUGUGCAGUUCGUUGACGCCCAAGGAGUCGACUAUUUCGAAAACUUGUGUUUGAAGGGAAAUCAAGCGUGUAAAGGAAAUCGUAACUUCCAAGUACCAAGAAUAGGCGUGGCCGAUGAUAAAGUAGCUCAAUACGCUACCUUGCACUAUUACACUGAUAAAGAAUUGCAAGUAACCAGUGAAGCGGCCUGCAGAUUGGCGUGUGAGAUCGAAAAUGAAUUCCUCUGCCGAUCAUUCUUGUACAAGGGAUCUCCACAAGGAAGCCAAUACAACUGCCAACUCUUUCAUUUAGACCACAAAACACUGCCAGAUGGUCCAAGCACAUACUUAAAUGCUGAGAGACCUUUAAUCGACAAUGGAGAACGAAUUGGUGCUUAUUUUGAAAAUAACUGUGAAAAAGCAGCUGCUACCACUGGGGGAGCAUCGGACAACACAUUACCAGUAGUUUUCGAAACAACAGAAGAUUCUACCCUUAACAACUUGACCAGAACCGAUGUUAAUUGUGAUAAAACUGGAACCUGUUAUGAUGUCUCGGUUAACUGCAAAGACACCAAGAUCGCCGUCCAAGUAAGAACUAAUAAGCCUUUCAAUGGCAGAAUUUAUGCGCUGGGUAGGUCUGAGACUUGCAACGUCGACGUCGCCAAUAGCGAUCUGUUCAGAUUGGACCUUACGAUGACCGGACAAGACUGCAAUACUCAAUCAGUGAUCGGCGUCUACAGUAACACGGUGGUUCUACAACAUCACAGCGUCGUAAUGACCAAGGCAGAUAAAAUCUACAAAGUAAAAUGCACAUACGAUAUGUCUUCGAAGAACAUUACAUUCGGCAUGAUGCCAAUCAGGGAUCCGGAGAUGAUAAGUAUCACAUCCGCCCCCGAGGCCCCACCACCAAGAAUCCGCAUCUUGGACAGUCGCCAAAGAGAAGUCGAAACAGUCAGGAUUGGAGAUAAACUCACCUUUAGGAUCGAAAUUCCAGAAGAUACUCCUUACGGUAUAUUUGCAAGAAGCUGCGUAGCUAUGGCUAAGGAUUCAAAAAGCACGUUCCAAAUUAUCGAUGAUGAGGGUUGUCCAGUUGAUGCUACUAUUUUCCCUGCCUUCACUCCAGAUGGUACCGCUCUACAAUCCGUAUACGAAGCCUUCAGAUUUACUGAAUCUUACGGAGUUAUCUUUCAGUGCAACGUGAAGUAUUGUCUUGGACCUUGCGAACCAGCCGUCUGUGAAUGGGGCAGAGAAUCGCUAGAAUCAUGGGGCAGGAAGAAGAGAAGCGUUGGCAACCAAACUGAUGACGAAAAAGAAGAGGAUAUGACUCUUAGCCAGGAAAUUCUUGUACUAGACUUUGGUGAUGAGAAACAAUCAGAAUUCCUAAAAAGUGAACUUUCGAGUGCAGAAUUUGGUAAAGAUAAAACAGUAACAAUCAUCGAACCUUGUCCAACGAAGACCUCCGUCCUAGCUCUAGGAGUCACCUGCGCUUUAUUAGUCCUACUCUACAUUAGCACCCUCUUCUGUUAUUACAUGAAGAAAUGGCUCAACCCUAGCAAACACCUCGCCUGAGAACGUCCGCUAAAAAGACUCUGUGGUGCUUAGAGAUUAUUAUGUAUACCGAAAGAAUAUUACAGAAAAAAUGUAGGAGAACCAGCCAGUUCACUAGUAAAUAAAAAAUAUUGGCUGGUUUUCGUAUGUUGCCAAGUACAUAGGGAUGUCUGUUCUUAUGAAGGGAUCUGAAUCCCAUUGACUUUAGUAAUAUGAAUUUUGGUAGGUUAGAAAUGACAUAUUUCGACUAAAAAAUGUUUCUUUUUUAAAAGAAUAUCACAAAUACGAAUACAUUACAAUAAAGAAGAAAUCUAGUCAAUUAAAUUACAUAUUUUUAAAAUUUUAAACAAAGUUUAAAUAGAUAUGAAUAAAACACUGAUUUUAUUAUAAAAUAAUAUAUUGGCUUCUCUGCAUUGUUUAAGAUACAAAUAUUGAUAUUGAGAAUCAUUUUUUAUGUCAAAAUAAGACAUUAUUUAUGACAUGGAUUUUUGUCGCAAUAAUCUAAUAUUAAGUAACUCAAUUUUCGGGUAUGGUGAAGGGUCUGGUGAAGGGAGCUUUGUACAUCUGUGAUAUACAGGGUAACUCAAAAAUCGGAGUGAGGGAAGCAGUGCAAUAGAUAAAGAUAAUAUUAAUUACUAAAGACAGCCAGAGACUUUGGUGCAUAGGUAUUGUUUUUAAUGAUGUUACAAUAAUAUAAAAGUUUUCAAAAUAUCACCAAUAAAACAUAUUUGUAUACAUACCUCUUAUAUUUAUAGUGUAGUUUAUAUAGUUGUGUGCACAAUGGUGCAUAUUUAAGACAAAUUUAAUGACAAAUCAUAGUAUCCAAUGACAGCACAGUCCCUUCUUUAGAAAGUGACGUGAACAAUUUAUUAUACCUAAAGCUGAAGUGGUUUUGGCAUUUAAAAUGGACAUUUGUAUACAUAACAUUCAUACUUAAACCCAAUUUAACUAUGCAAAAGCUGCUAAUGAUAUAUUAUAUUGGCAAAUUAAUAUCCUCAUUACUUAAUAAUCCACAAAAACUACAUGUUAGUAAUUACUGAUUAAAUUAAAUAAAGUUUAUGAAUGUUAUUCAGAAACGACAUUAUCUCAUCGUCAAUAUGCAAUAAAUUAUUUAAAGGAUAUACUGGCAUUUAUAUAGUUGUAACAAUACUAAAAAACAGUAAAAUUCAACCAUUCAAUUAAAGUUAUACAACUGAUUUAAAGCUAUUUUUGAGUAGCCUGGUAUAAGGACUGCUACAUUUUGCCGUUACAGAAAUAUUUCUUUAGCGCAUAAUUUUUUUUAAAAGUAGGGACGUUUAUAACCAUAUAGUUGAUAUCCACCAAUAUUAUGCAAAUCCUAAAACAAACAAAACGUGCUUUCUUCUUUUUAAUUUGUCACUAAUUUUUUUUAAAUAUUUAAAAGUAUACUCAGCAAUAUAUGUAAAUAUAGAUAUUGACAUAAAAAUUAGAAAUGAAAAAAGUAAACUAAGAUAACCUUACCUAACAUUAAAUCGUUAUAAAAAUGAAUUUGACGUGUAAUAAAAAGAUCUUAAGAAUUAACUGAUAAAUUCAAAUUCAAUUUAAUUUUUUAAAAUAAUGAACAUUAAAUGUUUAUCAUAUUUAAAAAAACAUUGUAUAUUAACCUACUUUAGCAAAGAUUUCAGGUACUUUUCCUUCAUUAUAAAAAGAAAAAUACAUAAAAAUUUAUUGGAAUUUUGUUAUAGUAAUUCUUUGUAGCCAAUAGGUCAAUAAAAAAUUCCAAAAAAAUAAUUUCAUUUUAUAACGAAUAUCAUGAAAAUAACACUACGUUAAUACAUGUUCAAAGAAAAUGUGUAUUUAAUUUGAAUCGAAGAGUAAAAUAGUGGAUAUUUAACGUAAUAUAUUGAUUAUAUGGUUAUAAACUUUAAAAAUAAAAAAACGAUUUUGUAGGUACUGAUAAUUUUGUUGUUAGAACAAAUUUUGUAACGGUGAGAUUUCAAUUUUGGUCACCUUUUUCUAUUCCUUGUGAUUUUCUCUUAGUAUAUUUAUUUAUUGAUGAAUUAGGGUCUUCUUGUACAUAACUGAAUUUAUUUAGAUUUUUUUUAUUUAUAUUACAAUUUUUAUGUAAUAGUACCUAAAUGCCUUAAUAUUUUAAAUGAAAUAAAUACUCAGAUACUUUUUU